AUGGUCCUCGCCAAACCCGAGAACAAAAACGUCCUCAAAUCCUUCAACCUAACCGGCAAAGUCGCCGCCAUCACAGGCGGCGCCCGAGGCAUCGGCCUCGAAGUCUCCACAGCCCUAGCAGAAGCAGGAGCCGACAUCGCAAUAAUCUACAACAGCUCCUCCCCGGAAACCGCGAACACCAUCGCAUCCACCCUCGCCUCCGCCCACAACAUCAAAGCCACCGCCUACCGUGCCGACGUCUCCGACCAAUCCUCCAUCUCCGCCAUCGUCCAACAGAUCGCCACCGACUUCUCGCGGCUAGACAUCAUCGUGGUGAACUCGGGGAUCGUCUCCAACAUCCCGGCGGAGGAGUACACGCCCGACCAAUGGCGCGAGAUCAUGAAGGUCAACCUCGACGGCGCCUUCUGGACCGCCCAGGCCGCCGCCCAGAUUUUUAGGAAACAGGGCCAUGGGAAUGUCAUCUUCACGGCGUCGGUCAGCGCGACGCUGGUUAAUGUGCCGCAGAGGCAGGCUGCUUAUAAUGCUUCCAAAGCGGGCGUCGUGCAGUUGGCCAAAUGCUUGGCCGUGGAGUGGGUGGAUUUCUGUCGCGUGAAUUGCAUCUCGCCUGGAUUCAUCGAGACGGAGAUCUUGGACAUCCAUCCGCAGGAGUGGCGGGAGAAGUGGUUUAGUAUGAUCCCGGCGCAGCGGAUGGCGGACGCUUAUGAGUUGAAGGGGGCGUAUGUGUUCUGCGCGUCGGAUGCGUCGAGUUAUAUGACUGGGGCGAAUCUGGUGAUUGACGGGGGGUAUACGCUUCCAUGA
Aspergillus japonicus CBS 114.51 is the source of this 798-nucleotide messenger RNA. RefSeq names its product SDR family oxidoreductase. Gene Ontology annotation, molecular function: oxidoreductase activity, acting on NAD(P)H, oxygen as acceptor. Lineage: Eukaryota; Fungi; Ascomycota; Eurotiomycetes; Eurotiales; Aspergillaceae. The record is from RefSeq and is a predicted model, not a curated record. Bases 1 to 798 code for a protein of 265 amino acids. The transcript is spliced from 5 exons. Gene Ontology annotation, cellular component: intracellular anatomical structure.